AUGAACGGCCUUGAGUGUUUUGAUGAUAACUCGGAUUUCAUCCACGAAGAGACUCCCGGUUUUUUCGGAUGUUACAUUCUGGUUUCAUUGAACCCCACCGCUCGUGGAAGAACGUAUAUUGGAUUCACGGUGAAUCCCAACAGACGAAUUCGGCAACACAAUGGUGGCCGAAUCAAAGGGGGUGCCAAAUCAACGGCUGGACGUGGGCCUUGGGAUAUGGUGUUGAUUGUUCAUGGCUUUCCAAAUGACAUUUCGGCGCUUCGGGUAAGGGUCGCUUUGUAUAAAUUCCUGUCUUUUUUUCCACAGUUCGAAUGGGCAUGGCAAAACCCAAAUCUGUCUCGUAGACUUGCCCAUUUAGUCUCUCCUAGGCGACCCAAAGAGUCGCCGUUUGAUUAUCGAUUUCGUGUGCUCAGCGUGAUGCUGUCCUCAGGUCCAUGGAACCGACUUGGUCUAAUUGUGAGGUGGAUCAAUCAGAGAUAUUUUCGUGAGUUUGAUGGAGUCUGCGUUCCGCCGUUGCAUAUGCCAAUUGUGUUCGGACCAUUACACCCAGGAGAAUCUAAAAUGCCCCGAGACCCCUUGCCUCAGUUGAAAGCCUGCGGUAUCUGUAGUGUGGAGUUUUCUCCUUCCGCUUCUCCCGAAGAGGCCGUCCCGCUAACCUGUCCAGCACUGUGUCCAUCAGGUCAAUGGCAUAUGACUUGUCUUGCAAGACAUUUGACUGCACGUUCAGCUGAUAAUGGGCAAGAGUCGGAUUACUUGAUCCCCUUGUGUGGCAGUUGUCCAGCUUGUGGCUCAGCCGACCUGUUUUGGCCGAAUCUCAUAGCCCAAUGGAAGAAGCGCAUUUGAUUUCCCUCGGGCAAUCAGAUCUCUUUGUAUGUACGAAUUUAUGUAUUAUAGAACAUGUCAUGAAUUCAACAG
This is a messenger RNA of Opisthorchis viverrini, 915 nucleotides long. RefSeq lists its product as hypothetical. Gene Ontology annotation, biological process: double-strand break repair via homologous recombination. Gene Ontology annotation, molecular function: 5'-flap endonuclease activity; crossover junction DNA endonuclease activity. The transcript has 2 exons. NCBI's taxonomy places the organism in Eukaryota, Metazoa, Platyhelminthes, Trematoda, Opisthorchiida, Opisthorchiidae. Gene Ontology annotation, cellular component: Slx1-Slx4 complex. Bases 1 to 843 code for a protein of 280 amino acids. The record is from RefSeq and is a predicted model, not a curated record.